UUCGCCGAUUCUAGUAUUUAAUUUGAGUACGAUAAUAAGGAAGUAUUGGAGCGACCAUCUUGCUCUUCUUUACCACGAAGGACUCGGAGGCUCCGUCAUGAGUUCUUUAAAGUUACAAAAGAGGCUAGCAGCCUCGGUAAUGCGAUGCGGCAAGAAGAAGGUUUGGCUAGAUCCUAAUGAAAUCAAUGAGAUCGCUAAUACCAAUUCUCGCCAAAACAUCCGCAAGCUUAUUAAGGAUGGUUUGAUCAUUAAGAAGCCUGUCGCUGUUCACUCUAGGGCUCGUGUGCGUAAGAACACUGAAGCCAGACGUAAAGGACGUCAUUGUGGUUUUGGUAAACGAAAAGGUACUGCGAAUGCUCGUACUCCACAAAAGGAUUUGUGGAUUCAACGUAUGAGGGUACUUCGACGUCUUCUGAAGAAGUAUCGUGAAACUAAGAAAAUCGACAGGCACCUUUACCAUUCCCUAUACAUGAAGGCGAAGGGUAAUGUGUUCAAGAACAAGAGAGUCCUGAUGGAAUUCAUUCAUAAGAAGAAGGCAGAGAAAGCAAGAGCAGAGAUGCUUUCUGAUCAGGCUGAGGCUCGUCGUACGAAGGUUCGUGAGGCACGAAAACGUAGGGCCGAACGUAUCGCCAUGAAGAAACAAGAGCUCCUACAGUCUUAUCAGCGUGAGGAUGAAGCUGCUGCAGCGCAAAAGAAGUGAUUAAACACCAUAAGUUUUAUUGUAUAAAUAAAUGACAAAAACUAUAACAAACUAG
Cephus cinctus (wheat stem sawfly) is the source of this 755-nucleotide messenger RNA. It is a transcript of the gene RpL19, whose product is annotated as 60S ribosomal protein L19. NCBI's taxonomy places the organism in Eukaryota, Metazoa, Arthropoda, Insecta, Hymenoptera, Cephidae. Gene Ontology annotation, molecular function: RNA binding; structural constituent of ribosome. The record is from RefSeq and is a predicted model, not a curated record. Gene Ontology annotation, cellular component: ribosome; cytosolic large ribosomal subunit. Bases 98 to 700 code for a protein of 200 amino acids. The transcript has 4 exons. Gene Ontology annotation, biological process: translation.